AUGCUCACACAUCUUCGCCCUUUUUCUCUCCCACCGUGCGCCCCACCACCUCGCUACAGCCUCAACCCUCAUGUUCAGCUGGGCUUCCCUCGGCCUCUGACCCAGCUGGUCAAACGAUCCCUCCAGGUGUCCAACCCUAACAACCAGCCCGUCGCCUUCAAGGUAAAGACUACCGCACCCAAGCAGUACUGUGUACGACCCAACAGCGGAAGGAUCGAGCCCGGAGAGAAGGUAGAGGUCCAAGUUCUUCUGCAAGCUAUGAAGGAGGAGCCUCCCAUGUCCGCAAAGUGCCGCGACAAGUUCCUGGUCCAGUCCACCAUCAUCACCCCCGACCGCGAGAACAUUCAGCUGACGGAGCUCUGGGGCGUGGUGGAGAAGGAGGACAAGAACGCCAUUCACGAGCAGAAGAUCCGAUGUGCCUUCCUGCCAGCUGCUACCGCACCCGUCCCCGAAGAAGAGGAGGGCAACGGCGGCAGUGACGACAAGUUCUCUACUGUCCGCGGAGGACCCAAUGGCAGCUCGCAGGCCGAAACCUACAACCCCGUCGUGGCCGCCUCGAAUGCCGCCGGAAACACCGAUGGAGCCACGACCGAAAAGGCUCGCAACGCAGUCGUCGCCGCCGGUGGAGCAGCAGCAGCCGGUGCAGGAGCAGCCUACUAUGCCACCAAGUCGGCCGUCGUGGGCGGUGGUGGUGCAAACGACUCAUCGAGGCAAGAAACACCGCUAGGUGAAAAGUCGAACAGCGAGCUGCAGAGUGAAGUCAAGAGGCUCAAGGCUCAAGUCAAUGAGUUGCAGAGGAAGAGUGGACAGACGGCCACUGCUACUGGAGAUGCGGGUGUACCCGUACACAUUGUCGCUGCCGUUGCCUUUGGAGUCUUUGCGAUCACCUACCUCUUCUUCUAG
Molecule: messenger RNA, 903 nt
Organism: Microstroma glucosiphilum
Lineage: Eukaryota; Fungi; Basidiomycota; Exobasidiomycetes; Microstromatales; Microstromataceae
Product: VAMP-associated protein
Exons: 3
Coding region: 1-903 (300 amino acids)
Biological process (GO): endoplasmic reticulum membrane organization
Cellular component (GO): endoplasmic reticulum membrane; plasma membrane
Molecular function (GO): FFAT motif binding
Source: RefSeq, a predicted model, not a curated record